UGCAAAGGACGUGGACUCAACCAGCACUUUCUCAGGAAGACACACAACCAAGUUUGUGUCCUCCAUCUGGAUCUGUGGCUCCUGAACAACAAACCUAACAAAGAUAGAGGUUGAUUAGGAGACUGAUCAUGGAACUGAGAGAAUGAUAGAGGGAAUGGCAGAGAAAAGAUAGAAGCAGUCAAAAACACACAUCAACAGGUGAUAAACAGGUGCAGCGAUGGCGGCGUGGCUGGGCAGGGUGUCUUUGGGUGACGCUUUGUACAACAUGUACUCUCGCCUGCUGCGAACCAAACCUGUGGGCUCCAUGGCUCACAGCUCCGACGACCUCACAGAGCUCGGGGAGGGGGCGGCAGUCGGGCUCGCCAAGGUUCUGACCACCAUGGACCUGGUGUCGCUCGGGGUUGGCAGCUGCGUUGGCACAGGGAUGUACGUAGUCGCUGGGCUGGUUGCCAAGGCGAUGGCUGGGCCAGGGGUCAUCCUGUCUUUUAUCAUUGCAGCGGUGGCAUCCAUACUGUCAGGUGUGUGCUAUGCAGAGUUUGGCGUCCGAGUCCCAAAGACAACUGGCUCGGCCUACACCUACAGCUAUGUGACAGUUGGGGAGUUUGUGGCGUUUUUUAUUGGCUGGAAUCUGAUCCUGGAGUAUCUGAUUGGCACGGCAGCGGGGGCGUCGGCUCUCAGCAGCAUGUUCGACUCUCUAGCCAAUCACAGCAUCAGCAAUUACAUGAUAACACACCUGGGCACGCUGAGAGGACUCGGUAAAGGUGAGGACACAUAUCCUGACCUGCUGGCCCUCUUCAUCGCCCUGCUGGUCACAGUGAUCAUUGCUCUCGGUGUGCGUAACUCUGUGGGCUUCAACAACGUCCUCAACGUAGUCAACCUCGUGGUCUGGGUCUUCAUGAUCAUCGCUGGACUCUUCUUCCUCUCCGCCAGCAACUGGGAGAACGGCAUGUUCCUGCCCUAUGGCUGGUCAGGGGUGAUGCAAGGUGCAGCAACUUGCUUCUACGCCUUCAUCGGCUUCGACAUCAUUGCGACGACAGGAGAGGAGGCAAAAAACCCAAACACCUCCAUCCCGUAUGCCAUCACCGCCUCACUGGUCACCUGCCUCACUGCAUAUGUGUCGGUGAGUGUGAUCCUGACCCUCAUGGUUCCCUACAACCUGAUCGAUGGCUCAGCUCCACUCAUGGAGAUGUUUGCGGUGCAUGGUUUCCUGUGGGGGAAAUACAUUGUGGCUGUUGGCUCCAUAGCCGGACUCACCGUCUCUCUGUUGGGCUCUUUGUUCCCCAUGCCUAGAGUCAUCUACGCCAUGUCCCGUGACGGCCUGCUGUUCAGGUUCUUGUCUCACGUGUCUGCACUCACACACACUCCCACGGUGGCAUGCUUGGUGUCAGGGAGCUUCGCGGCCGUCCUUGCUCUGCUGGUAAGCCUGCGGGACCUGAUCGAGAUGAUGUCCAUCGGCACCCUGCUGGCGUACACUCUGGUCAGCGUGUGUGUGCUCUUACUGCGCUACCAGCCUGACGAACAGACUGACACACACCAGUAUGAUUCCGGAGAGGAUGUAGUUGGCCUGAAGCUUCAGGAUGACGGAGCUGUCCCCACCAAAGAUGACCAGAUGCUGAUCGGAGACUCAGAUGGUGACAGAUCGGCGUCCUACCACGCAGGCGGGACUGAAGGAGAGGGGGACGACUCUGACUUCCACACAGGCCAUGCCUCUCUACUGAAAAGGCUUUUGGGAGGUCAUUACUACACCCUGCGACUGCGGCUCGGAAUGCCCGAAGCGUCGGCCCAGCCCACCCCUGCCACCGGCCGCAUAGUGACCAGAUGCACCCUCCUCUUCUUCCUCACGUCCUUCCUCCUCUGGUCCACCAUUAUAUUUGGGGUUGAGCAGGGAACUGGUGUCAGGGCAGUGUUUUCAGGCCUCAUGGCCACACUGAUGACUGGGUCCUUGGUGAAGCUUUUAAUUAUGAUUAUACAGCAGCCAGAGAGUGGGAGGAAGCUGCCCUACAUGGCGCCCUGUGUGCCAUUUGUCCCUGCAGCUGCCAUAUUGGUCAACAGCUACCUCAUGCUUAAACUGUCUCCACUCACCUGGGCCAGGUUCACCAUUUGGUGCCUCAUAGGUUUGUUGAUCUAUGGUUGUUAUGGAGUGUGGCACAGCACACUGGAGCUCAAUGCCCGAGAGCAGCAGGCACACGCCAGCUCCUACCAGCGCUACGAUGACCAUCUUGACGACGACACCUUCUCCCCUGAUGACAACUUUUACCCCCAGGAACAGGACGACAGACCUUACCAGGGCUGGUCUGCUCCAGAAGAGAGGGGAUACCACAACCAGCUGCAGCAGGAGAAUCAGUAUGAAGAUGGGGAGCAGUAUCAGAGCCAGUAUGAGGAUAAUGGUGACCAGUAUGGAUACCAGUCUGGACCAGGGGGCCAGUCUGCAAGCAGAGGCAGAGGAAGGACCAAUCAUGGCUUUGAUGCAGGUGAAGAGGAGGACUUCUGAAUUUAUGACAGGAUGAACUGAACUUUCAAAGUGCCGUCUACAUGAGACACUAAAUCAAAUAACCUCCAAGAAAAAGUUACAUCACAGGAUUUUAUUUUAAAAUUUACAGGUGAGCCCCUCCCUCUGUCUGCUUAGUGUGAAAACCUGUUCUGAAUAUCAGAGGAGGAAGUGGGGGAGGGGAUGCAGUGGACACCUCCCAUCACAGAUGUUUCACUGAAUGAAGGCCGCAGCAGCUGCUCAACCCUCAGUUAAUCGUUUGGUCUUUUUUUCACCUUAACAGUGAAUCUCUACCACCAUCUGUCUUGGUUCAUACCUUCAGCCUAAAUUUGCAUGUUUGUAUGAAAAACAGUGGUGUUAUAAGACAGAACUUCCUUCCGUAAAAGACAAGAUUUAGUGCUUCUCGUCCUACUCAAAAUGUUCAAACGCUGCACCUUGAAUCAAUGGCUACCAAUAAAAUGCUGGCACUGUUAGGCUGUGUUCAGACCAACAUUACCCGAUUUCUUCUGUUGUAGAAGUUGUAAAAUCCUGUCAAAGUUGACAAAUCUCUGUGUAGUGUUAUGGCAUCUGACAAGCUUUAAAUUCACAGAUCGAUUCCUCAAAGUGGACUUCUCUCCAGUAUCUGAAAGAAGACGCCAACACCACCAAUGCCACCCCUUGCAUUGUUUUCGUUUGUUUUUGACGUGAAUAUCCUUUUAUAAAUGGGUUAUGAGGCAAUGAUCAGCUCAGCAUAGCUGCAUAAAAGCCCCCCCUCUUACCUACUGUGUACAAGCCUAAAUAUGCACUGUGCAGUUCUAUAAUGUAGCAGAAAAUAAGUAAAUAUCUGAUCAAAGAUAUCAAUAUUAAAGGAACAGGAACAACAAAAAUGUGAUAGAGACAUCCUCACUUUUGAUCGAGCCCUUUGAUUUUCCAAAGUAAAAUGUUAAUAUCAGUCAAUACAGAAGCUUUGGCUUUAGGACCUCCUGAUCCCAGAGCUCAUGGGACAUGGGGACAGCAGAAGUCAGUGUUCCAACAUGAAAGAGGAUUAAAAGAUGUAUUUCGUCUCUACAUCUUGUGACCAUUCAUGGCAUCUCUGAGCAUCUUAACUGCGGCUUUGUGAAGCCCUGAAAAUUACUUUUGUGUUUGUUUGUUUUUUGUUUGAGUGAAUGGUGUUUACAGUGAAAGAGUGUUUGUUCUAUUUAGUGUCUGCAGCAGCAAAUUGUGUUCAUGUGUGUAACUGAAAACAGGGGUUGCAGGAAUAAAUGUCUCAUUUUGAGAGAAAUUAUUUUUCUAAGACUCUUAAUUACUGAAAAACUUUUAUUAUUUGUAGCACCAGCCAAAGAUCAUACAAUACAGGUGCAUAGUUGAUACAUACUGGUUACACUGUUAAUAUGAAAAGUUUAAAAUUGCAAAAGGUUAUACAGUUAUUAGUACAUAAAACAAUAUUUGUAUGGGAUUAAAUGAGAGCAGGUAAUCUUAGUCUUAAUUCUCUGUACUUCAGCCAAUAUUCUUAAAAUGUGUUCAUGCUUGUUAUUAAAGUGAAAACAGACAAUUUUUCAACUUUUCCUUCGCUAGCCUUUCCAAGUGGUAUUAUUAUUGGCACUGCUGUCACAAAGACAACCAGAUCACUUUCUGUUUUCCUCAGAGCCGAGCAACUACAGUUUACCUAACUUAACUACAGUUUACCCAGUGGCAUUGUCAAAUAUUCAACCAGCUGUCUGCUUAUCAACUCCUUGAUUGUAGUUUAGUGACUGCUUAUGUCAGAAAAGCCAUCGCAAGAAAACAAGUUCUUUGUUUAGGUUAUUAAACAAAGAAUUAAUCUUAGAUGUUUGUUUGUGGCUGCUAGGGUUAGUGUUACCUUGCGUAGCUGCCAUCAGCAACAUUGAUAACACUACCAGCCAGAAAGUUAUUUGUUUCUAACUACCAAGGUCAGUGCUAACGUAAGCAGCAUGGCUAACACUAGCAGUUACAAACAAACACAGAUAUUUUGGUGCGCUCCAUUUGCAGUGGGAAGUUAGAAUUUUGGAGUUCCCAGUUGAAAAAUCUAACUGGAAUGCCCCCUUAAGUCGGAUUUCCAACUCAGAGAGUCUGGGACCCUCACCCUGACCUUGAAGUCCAAGAUGGCUGCUCCGCGCAUCAACAGUAGUGAAAGCUGUAUUAAUAUACUAUUAGCACCUCCGUCAGCGCUGACAGUGCUGUCAGACUUCUAUCUGUGGACAUGUUGCUAUGGUGUUUGUAUGCAAAAAAUACAGUGUAACAAGUUGUCAUCAACUGGUAUUGCUAACAAUGGCUAACUUGGCUAGAACUGGUAUUGCCAACAGCAUCUUGGUUGGUUUUCUGACUUGCACUGGAACAUGAUCAACUUGGGUGUGACGUCAUUCCCAGCUCCAACCUAAGACUUCCGAGGUAAAUAGAAUGCAGGAAUUGUUUUUGGUUGCCACGGUGAGUGUUAGCUAACAUAGCUGGCGUAAGCAACAUGGCUUACACUACUAGCCAGAAACAAACACAGCUGUUCCAGGAACAAACCAAGAGUUUUUUCAGUUGGUCCUGGCAUUAGUUGUAGCUCCUGGCUCAUAGAGUGCCCCAGGAAUGAGCCCUAAAACCCAGAAAUGACUUAGAAUUUUUACACUCCUGGUUCCCUUGUCUCAAAGGGGUCCAUCUCAUUGGUUCGACAUCCCAUUAGUCCGACUGUCCGCGGUGCUAAACGGCUCGCGGAGGGCGUAUGGUGCGGCGCGACCGGCUUGAGGCGGAGCAGGCUCACGGCUUAUAAGUUUGUCACUUUCUUUUUCAUUUUAACCCACACCAUGAUCUUUUCCUGACCCUAACCAAGUGGUUUUUGUGCCUAAACCUAACCAGACCUUAACCACAGGGCAUCAUGAUGAUUUCGGAACGGACUUCGGAACAAUGAGUUUAAUAUGGUCGAACCAAUGGGCUGUCGAACCAAUGGGCAGUUCCCGUCUCAAAGUCAGUUUUUUCUAA
Molecule: messenger RNA, 5446 nt
Organism: Epinephelus moara (kelp grouper)
Lineage: Eukaryota; Metazoa; Chordata; Actinopteri; Perciformes; Serranidae
Gene: slc7a14b
Product: solute carrier family 7 member 14b
Exons: 8
Coding region: 218-2491 (757 amino acids)
Biological process (GO): amino acid transport; transmembrane transport
Cellular component (GO): plasma membrane
Molecular function (GO): amino acid transmembrane transporter activity
Source: RefSeq, a predicted model, not a curated record